AAAAUAAAAAUUGUCGAAAUAUGUGAGCAUUGCUUUUAGUAUUGCCAUCUGGUACAUAACUAGCAAACUGAACGCAGCUUUCUGUAACGUUAGAUUUCCAGCGCGUGUUUUGAAUAGUUUCUAUGCCAACUAGACUGACAACAAUCUCAAAGUUUGUUUACAAAUGUCCUCCAACGUGUUACUAAUGCUCACUUCUAAUGCCUUCAGGGUGUUACUUAUUGAUUUUUCUUCAUUGUUAAGUCAAUAGUUGGCAAACAAAAUAAACGGUAAGUUGUAUAUUCUAUUUCCAUUGAAGAGAAUCGAUUUUCACGAUUGUAUGACUCACAAUUUCGAUGACAUGUUUAUUACAGAUACACUUAGGAACCUCUUGUUUAUCUUUCAGAAAAAUGGUCAAAUAAAUGUCUUUUUUCUUUAAUAUUUUUACAAUGUCGACUGAUGUUCCGCCGUUGAAACCACGCCGAAAAAAAUUAGAAGUUCCAGUACACAAAACAAGCGAUGAUUCUAAAAUUAAUCUCGAAACUAAAAAAACAUACAGUGCCAAUUUUCAUUCAAAAAGGUACAAAAAUAGAGACGAGAAGUCACCAAGAGAUGUCGAUUCCGUGUCGCAGAAAGUCAGUAGGAGAUAUCUCAGUAAGGAAAAUACGCGUCUUGCGAAAGAAAACGAGGAAAUUGUUGUUAAAUUUAACGAAUUGGAAGAAAUGAGCGUGAGAAAGAUACUUAAACUUAAAGAAAAAAUUUCAACGCUUCAAAACACCAACGAGGAAUUAAGCAAAGAGAACAUCCAACUCAAGGACUAUUCUCAGGACCUUUUGACAACUCUUGAAGACUUAAAAUUGCAAUUCGAAAUUAGCAAACAUUGCCGAAAAUGCGAAGAGUCCAAACAAACUCUUCAAAAAUUAACCGAAGAGAAUACGAUUUUGCGAAAUACUAAAAAGGAUUUAGAGGAAGAUUUAAACAUGCUCAAAACUGUGGUUUACCGACUGAACGUUCAAAUGGAACGUUAUCAAGAAAAAUUGAGGAAACUCAACGUCAAAGUCGCUCAAAACGCCACUCCUCAGCACCAAAGUCUUGACAAUAUUCCAGUGGUCGAUGGUCACGACCCUAACAUUUUCGAGCUCCACAAAGACCACUCUCAUACACCCAUCUCUUGGGGGAAAGUCAAUUCGCACACUUUGGGCCCUCUCUUGGACGCUUAUCAAGACACGAUAACAGAAAAAGACGAAAUUAUCGAAUCUUACGAAAGAGAAAUUUCUGAAUUCACCGGAAAACUUAAAGACGUUAUUAAGGAAAACGAGCUCUUGCAUAAAAGUCUCACUGAAGACAACGACUGCAGCAGUAAAUUAAAAAUAGAGUUAGACAACGUUAAACACGAAUUGAAAGAUUUAAGAGAUCAGAACGAUAUUUUAAUAAAAAAGUGUGCUCUAAAGCAGGAUAAGCUGGAGGAGGUUUUGAAGUGUUACGAGUAUAAAGUUGAGCAAAUGAAGAGAGAUUACUCGGUUGUUCAUGACCAGUACUGUAAAAGUCGAACUGAAGUUGCUGCCCUGAAAGAAAGAAAUAAAGCGUUGCUGGACACUCAAGACGAGUUCAAAAACGAAAGACAGAGUUAUAUUCCCUUGUCGGUUCACACGUCAAGUGUGAACGAGUGUAAAAAGUGGUACGAAGAGUUGAAACAUCAGUACGAACAAGAAAAAGUUAAACUUAAAGAAAAUAUCGAAGUUCAAGCUAAGCACAUUGAAGAUUUUGAAAAGAAGAUUUCCCAACACUUAAAGGAGAAAGAGGAGCUUGAAACUACGAUCAAACAUUUGGAAAAACAGAUAAAGAAGGGCGAAGCAAAAUACAUCGAAUUGGAACACACUUUGAGCGAGGUUCAAUUUGCGAAAAGUGCGUGCAGGAAGCAGCUCAAUAAAGCGAUGAGUUUCGCGAAGGAUUUGGUGGCGGAGCAGGAAACUCUGCUGAAAGCUCUCAAUCAAAGGCAGCAGGAAAAUAAAGCUGUGAAAAAGAUUGGGUGUGAUAUUGCCACACGGAUGGACACUUUGCGAAAUCAAUUGAAGGACGUUCAAAGAGAUGCGUGGCAGGAAUUGAGCACUGUUGAGAAACGCAUUCAGGAUCAGAACGAGGCGAUGGAGGCGAUGAAACAAGAGCACAGUGAAGAGAUCGAAAAGUUGCAAAAGAUUAUUAAGGAACAGGAGAGCAAUAUGUUGCUCAAGGAUUCUACGACGCUUCCACUAUCUCACUACUUACUUUUUAGGGACAAACAUAAGUGAUGUAUUACAAAUUUUAGUAAUUUGUUGGGUUUUUGGUUAAUAAAUUAUAAAAAUUUGGUU
This is a messenger RNA of Tribolium castaneum (red flour beetle), 2324 nucleotides long. It is a transcript of the gene Cep89, whose product is annotated as Centrosomal protein 89kDa. Gene Ontology annotation, biological process: chemical synaptic transmission; cilium assembly; mitochondrion organization. The coding region runs from base 399 to 2264 and encodes 621 amino acids. The record is from RefSeq and is a predicted model, not a curated record. Gene Ontology annotation, cellular component: centriole; ciliary transition fiber. NCBI's taxonomy places the organism in Eukaryota, Metazoa, Arthropoda, Insecta, Coleoptera, Tenebrionidae. The transcript has 5 exons.